AUGAAGCUGGACGCCAUCCCGCCAGAGCUGGUUCACAACAUUGCCGAUUUCCUUGACCGGCAGAGCGAAAUCAACGCCCUGGCCAGAUGCAACGGCCGCCUCUACGCCAUCACCAACCCCUAUCUAUACCGCAAAAAUGCCAAAUUCUUCCACAGUGAUGCCCUUGCGUGGGCUGCCAAGACGGGAAACAUAGAAACGGCAAAGAAGGCUCUGCAAUACGGAGCUGACCCUAAUGCAUCCCAAAAGGGCGAGUAUGUUCCCCUUAGAUGGGCUGUAUCACAGGGCCAUCGAGAUAUCGUCAGGCUGCUGAUCGACGGAGCAGACGCGAAUGCUCUAGGAUAUCUAGGCAAGACGCCUCUCCUGUUCGCUGCACAAGAAGGUAACGAGAGCACUUUCGAACUGCUCUUAGAGCGAGGGGCGGAUCCUUUUGCCAAGCAAGAUGCCGUUCAGCUCUUCACCCAGCGAGGUGUCAGAAUCGACUACACAGACAGAGAGGGCCGAACGGCGCUCUCGUGGGCUGCUCGCAAAGGACAUCACGAGCUGGUCCAGUAUCUUCUCAAAAACGGCGCUUCUGUGGAUGCAGGCGACAUCUGGGGCCACACACCGGCGAUACAUGCGGCUAUGACGGGCAUGACGCCCAUCGUGGAGACGUUAUUGGAGAGCGGCGUUGAUAUCGAGUGUAAGGCUGGUGAUAAACGGACCAUGCUGUCAUGGGCUGCCGUCAACGGCCACGUCAAGACGGCCGAGUUCUUGAUCGAGAGGGGCGCUGACAUGGAGGCGCUGGACAAGGACGGGCGAUCACCGCUUGUGCUUGUUGCCAAUGCCGGAUCGGAGAACAUGGCUAGUCUUCUCAUUGAAAAGGGCGCAAAUGUGAACUCGCACUAUGGUCGGGGGUCGCCGCUUUCGCUUGCCGCAGCCCGUGGGCAUGUUCGAAUGGUC
Molecule: messenger RNA, 939 nt
Organism: Trichoderma virens Gv29-8
Lineage: Eukaryota; Fungi; Ascomycota; Sordariomycetes; Hypocreales; Hypocreaceae
Exons: 3
Molecular function (GO): protein binding
Source: RefSeq, a predicted model, not a curated record